GAGCGCGCGGCGAGCGAGGAGGGCGGGCGGGAGGCGGAUCCUCCUACCUGGGGCGCGCUCGCUCGCUCGCGGCUCGCUUGCCGGGGCCGCGAGUCACCUGGGGAGGCCGACAAGUGCGGACACAUUGGCCGCCGCGGCGCUCGGCGAGGCGCUCACGGCCUCAGGCGGCUGCGCCUAGUGCAGGCUGCACCCGCCCGCCAGCCGCGCCCGGGCCCCCGGCCCGCGCUUGCAGGGGUCCACGGUCGCUCAACCGGGCUUCGAGGUCGCGGUCCCCAGCCUGGGUCAAUUCCCCGGGCUCACCAUGGUGGCAGCGCGCGCCGAGUGCCCGCGCGUCGCCGGCCGCCCGAGCCGCAGUGCCGGCUGAGCGCAGUCUGCCCGCAGCCCCCUGGCCCCUGCCCGGCCCGCGCGUCCCCUCCGGCCGCCGCUGUCUAUGGCGCAGCCCCCCUCCCUGGAUCAUGCACAGAAACUUUCGCAAGUGGAUUUUCUACGUGUUUCUCUGCUUUGGCGUCCUGUACGUGAAGCUCGGAGCACUGUCAUCCGUGGUGGCCCUGGGAGCCAACAUCAUCUGCAACAAGAUUCCUGGCCUAGCCCCACGGCAGCGUGCCAUCUGCCAGAGCCGGCCCGAUGCCAUCAUUGUGAUUGGGGAGGGGGCGCAGAUGGGCAUCAACGAGUGCCAGUACCAGUUCCGCUUCGGACGCUGGAACUGCUCUGCCCUCGGCGAGAAGACCGUCUUCGGGCAAGAGCUCCGAGUAGGGAGCCGUGAGGCUGCCUUCACGUACGCCAUCACCGCGGCUGGCGUAGCGCACGCCGUCACCGCUGCCUGCAGCCAAGGCAACCUGAGCAACUGCGGCUGCGACCGCGAGAAGCAGGGCUACUACAACCAAGCCGAGGGCUGGAAGUGGGGCGGCUGCUCCGCCGACGUGCGUUACGGCAUCGACUUCUCCCGGCGCUUCGUGGACGCUCGGGAGAUCAAGAAGAACGCGCGGCGCCUCAUGAACCUGCAUAACAAUGAGGCCGGCAGGAAGGUUCUAGAGGACCGGAUGCAGCUGGAGUGCAAGUGCCACGGCGUGUCUGGCUCCUGCACCACCAAAACCUGCUGGACCACGCUGCCCAAGUUCCGAGAGGUGGGCCACCUGCUGAAGGAGAAGUACAACGCGGCCGUGCAGGUGGAGGUGGUGCGGGCCAGCCGUCUGCGGCAGCCCACCUUCCUGCGCAUCAAACAGCUGCGCAGCUAUCAGAAGCCCAUGGAGACAGACCUGGUGUACAUUGAGAAGUCGCCCAACUACUGCGAGGAGGACGCGGCCACGGGCAGCGUGGGCACGCAGGGCCGUCUCUGCAACCGCACGUCGCCCGGCGCGGACGGCUGUGACACCAUGUGCUGCGGCCGAGGCUACAACACCCACCAGUACACCAAGGUGUGGCAGUGCAACUGCAAAUUCCACUGGUGCUGCUUCGUCAAGUGCAACACCUGCAGCGAGCGCACCGAGGUCUUCACCUGCAAGUGAGGCCAGGCCCGGAGGCGGCCGCGGGCACCCUGGAACCCGGCGGCAUUUUGCACAUCCACUCCUCACCUUCCCUGCCUUGGUGCUGCCAGCAGCAGACAUAGACGGGUGCAGAAGCGGGGAGCUCCAGGUGCAGGAGGGCACCGGCCGGGGCCCACGCCCUCUGCCCGCCUCCCUGGGGCUCCUUCCUGCCACCUCCUCCCAUCACCUCCUGCGGCAGAACAGCGCCCGUGACCCACCCAGAGAGCAAGGCCAGGGGCCUUGGUGCUCCCCAACGGGGCCCGGCAAGUUCCCUUUCUUCUCUCUGGGAAAAUGAACCUCCAGGACACACCUGUAUCCCAGAGAGCAAAGUGAUGAGGAGACUGAGCAUCCCCAGCCCCACCCGGCGGCAUGGACACAGAAAAGCUACGCCGGCUGGCCUCUCCAGACCAGUUCCCAGGCUGGGUCUGCCGCCGGGCCCUGGGGCGGUGGGGACAGAUGUUGACACAAAUUAUUUAUGUUUUCUUAGUAUCAGAAGAGGAUUCUCGGCACUAACGCAUAGCCAGUCCUAACUCCGUACUCUGUGUCAGCCCAUCCCCUCGACACCCUCUGUUUCCUUUCCCGGCCCCACCUGGCCGGCCCUCUGCCCCUGCAGAGCCGAGGCAGCCUGGGGUUGAUGGGGACCACGCGGUGCCCGCAGGUCCUAGAAGUGAGCUGGGCAGGGGCUCUUCGGACCACACAGCCCUGACCGGGCCUUGGAGGAGAGCCAUGGACAGGCUCCUCCAUGCCAUCUUUCCUUCUUUUGAAAAUCCUAUCAAUGGCCGGGCGCGGUGGCUCAUGCCUGUAAUCCCAGCACUUUGGGAGACCGAGGCAGGUGGAUCACCUGAGGUCAGGAGUUCGAGACCAGCCUGGCCAACGUGGUGAAACCCUGUCUCUACUAAAAAUACAAAAAUUAGCUGAGCGUAGUGGCGUGCACCUGUAAUCCCAGCUACUCGGGAGACUGAGACAGGACACUUGCUUGAACCCGGGAGGUGGAGGUUGCAAUGAGCCAAGAUUGUGCCACUGUAUUCCAGCCUGGGUGACAGAGCACGACUCUGUCUCAAAAAACAAAAAAAAAAAGAAAAGAAAAUAA
Pan troglodytes (chimpanzee) is the source of this 2613-nucleotide messenger RNA. RefSeq names its product Wnt family member 7B (gene WNT7B). The coding region runs from base 456 to 1505 and encodes 349 amino acids. The transcript has 4 exons. The record is from RefSeq and is a predicted model, not a curated record. Gene Ontology annotation, cellular component: extracellular region. NCBI's taxonomy places the organism in Eukaryota, Metazoa, Chordata, Mammalia, Primates, Hominidae. Gene Ontology annotation, biological process: canonical Wnt signaling pathway; neuron differentiation; cell fate commitment. Gene Ontology annotation, molecular function: frizzled binding; cytokine activity.